Messenger RNA from Diorhabda sublineata, 2804 nucleotides. RefSeq names its product integrin beta-nu-like. The transcript has 9 exons. Bases 684 to 2729 code for a protein of 681 amino acids. Gene Ontology annotation, biological process: cell adhesion mediated by integrin; integrin-mediated signaling pathway; cell-matrix adhesion. Gene Ontology annotation, cellular component: focal adhesion; integrin complex; cell surface. Gene Ontology annotation, molecular function: integrin binding. The record is from RefSeq and is a predicted model, not a curated record. NCBI's taxonomy places the organism in Eukaryota, Metazoa, Arthropoda, Insecta, Coleoptera, Chrysomelidae.
CGUAAACAUGAUUCUUUAAUUCUAAAAGAAGAUUAUUAUAUACAAUCAGAGAUAAGAUAAUUUUGGUACAUUUUUACGAAUAGUAAAUGAUUUCAUACUAAACAAACAAAUAAAUAUUAUUUUUUAAUCCGAUUCUGUGCUCCCAAAAUACAUCGCGCCAUCCGUGCAUGUCGAUGUUCAACAUAUGAUCGAUAUUGACCAAUUGUAGACAGUGUGUAUGUCACCGUCACCAUCGAACUAUAGAUAGAAAUUUUUGGAAUUUUCAUAUUUUGUUAUAGGGUUAAUUUAAAUCUAAUUAUCUUAAUGUAUGUAUAUUUCUUCUUAAAUGGUCUCGAUUUUAGAUCUCUUUUGAUAGAAAAUUGGUUUCAAAAAUUAAGUAGAAACAUUUUGAUAAAGAUCGAAAUAGAUCGAAACGUUAAUUUUUACCUAUACCUGAUCAAAACGAUUGAUCAAACGAAAAACUAUAACGCAGUUUCGUUUGACAAAAUUAAUGUCAAUAACAUUUGUAGAAAUACACUGAGAGAAAAUGUAACACCAAAAAUAACCUGUUGAGUUUACAAUGCCCUAUAGACAAAAUAGAAGAAAAUUUCGAGAAUACGGUUGAAAUCGUGGAAGAUGAUCCUUUUAGUAUCAUCACCGAAAACGCUAAUUUAGAAGAAAUUGUGCAGAUAAAACCUCAAAAAAUGCAUCUUAAAUUACGUAAAGGUGCCCCAUUUAACCUAACUUUCAAAUAUAGACCAGCGGAAAAUUAUCCUUUGGAUCUCUACUAUCUCGGCGAUCUGAGUUUAUCGAUGAGUGAAAAUAUGAAGAUUUUCAAAUCUUUAGGAAAAGAUUUGCCUCGUAAUUUGAGUCAAUUGACGGAAAAUUAUAAAUUGGCUUAUGGGACGUUCGUGGAUAAACCAGGAAUGCCGUUUUAUUUCACCGAUAAAAAGUCCUUGGAGAAUCCCUGCCACAAUUCAGGAGUAUCGUGCGAGAAAGGAUAUUUAUUCAAACAUUGGUUGGAUUUUACGCAGGACAGUGAGGCAUUUUUGAAAAAGGUCGAAGCGAGCAGUUUGACUGCGAAUGUGGACGAUUUAGACGGAGCGUUAGACGCAAUUCUCCAAAUUCUAAAUUGCGACGAAAGAAUCGGUUUUUCCAAAAGUUCCCGUAGAAUUAUUCUACUUCCGACUGAUAGUUUACUCCAUUCAGCAGGAGACGGGAUUUUAGUAGGCGCUGCACGGAAACCAACAGAAGAAUGUUUGUUAGAUGACAAUGGUGAUCUCUUGAAUCCGUUGAUUUAUGAUUACCCAACACUUCAACAUAUUGAAAUGAUGCUGAGACAGAAAAAAGUAAAUAUAAUUUUUGCUGUAAAAACUCGUACUAAAUUGUAUUAUUACACUAACAUGACGAGUCAGUUGUUAAAAGGAUUUGCAUACGUAGGAGAAUUAGAAGAACAUUCUCAAAAUAUAUUAGAACUGAUAAAAGAAGGUUUUUAUAAUUUCGCCGAAACUGUUAGUUUUUACGUGAAUACGACACUGCACGAAUAUUUAGACGUGCAGUUAUUCGGCGAUUGUGAAAAUCGUGGUGUAUUCAACGCAACCUCGAUUUGUUACGGUGUUACAAAUGAUCCAGUACAAUUCAAAAUUCAAAUAACGUUAAAAGAUUUACCAUCGGGUAAACGAAAUGAUGUUUUGGAAAUAGAAGAAAAAAAUAUUAACGAAAAAUUGCAAUUAUCUUUAGAAUUUAUUGGAAAUUGUCAAUGUGCUGGAUACGAAAAUUUAGAAAAUAAAACUUGUAUACACGGUGAUUUAAGAUGUGGUCGUUGCGAAUGUGAAAACAAUUGGAGUGGAGAAACUUGUUCAGAAGAAUGUAACGAUUUUGAUACCGUAAAUUGUAGAUUUUUCGAUAAAAAUGGAGAAGGAUCGAAAAUAUGUAACGGAAAAGGAGAAUGCGAAUGCGGUAAAUGCAAUUGCGAACCUUCCUAUACGGGAAAAUACUGCGAAUAUCAAUGUCCUUCGAGAAGAAUUAAUAGAGAAUUGGUGAUAUGCGGCGGUUCUUCCAAAGGAAAGUGUUUCGAAGGGAAAUGUCUGUGUCAUCAGGGUUUCACCGGGGAAGAUUGUAGUUGUUCGACGUCUCAGCGAGAUUGCGUAUUCGAAGGGAUGGAAAUUUGUAGCGGAAACGGAAGAUGCGAUUGUAAUAAAUGUUCGUGUUUUGCGGGUUCGAUCGGUGAUUAUUGCGAGAGGAAUCAAAAUAAUACGUCGAAUAUCGUCUGUGAGAGGUACGAGGAGGAAGUCGCUAAGGUUUUGAUGAACAAUGGAACUUAUCACGUCGAAAAUGAGUAUGGUGUGGUUCAAAUUAAUGAUGAAACUGAUAAAGGAGAAUUGACUUGUAAUCAAAAAGUAGACAUCAGCAUGUGUCAAACGUCCUUGUACGAAGGUAACAGUUUAUGCAUCUUGGAAUACUGCUACUACAAAUCGGAACAAAACCAAAAUACGAUGAUAAUCGCCGCAAGAAAAAUUUGCACAAUGACGGCAGGUCUGAAAGUCAUAUUUUCGGGAGCGCUCGUCGUAGCCGCCAUUUUAAUACUAGGCGUACUCCUAAUACUCGCUUAUAAACUCCGUAUGUAUAGAGAAGAAAGGGCGGAAUAUAAAAAAUUUAUCAACGCCAAUAAAAAUGCCGUCGAGAUGAAUCCGAUAUAUAGAAGUCCUUUAGUGGAAUAUACUAAUCCUUUAAGGACAAAAACUGAUUAGAUUAGACAGAUAUUGAAAAAACAAAUUGUACAAAGAUCUGUUAUAAACCAAAUAAAUUUAAAAAAAAAUCCUCAU